UUUACGCAGCUGCGUUCGGAUAGUACGCCGGUGUGCGCGUUUGUCAAGUUUCACCGUCGUCGUCGUCGUCCGCUGUAAGAGAUAAAGACGUAGAGCGGCUAAUGAGUCGAGUUCUUUUGAGACAGUCAGUAGGAACGCGCCGGAGGGUAAUUUAUCAAAACAACAGCGUGUCGUAUUUUAUUUAAACUCCCAAGUUGGAGGCUCAAAUUGAUCGUGCGACGGGCGGACGCGCCAAUAACUUUGAAAAUAAUUUUCUUCUCCCAUAGGAGAAGAGAGUACCGCAAUUUCUUGCGAAAGGUCAAACCUGCAACACGCAACUUGGAAAGGUCAAAGAUGCAACGUGCUGUAAUUUUUAAUAGAAAAAUCAAGUUCAAUAGAAUGUAACUUUAAUAAUUUAAGAAAUUUUAAGAAAUCUCAAUGAUUGUUCUAGAACAUUAGAUGAAAGUGAUAUCGUAAAGUUCAUUUCGUAAAAUAAGUGAUAAAAAAAGAAGGAAAUACAGUUUAUAUAAGAGAAAAUUUGUGGCAGCAAUAAAUUACCGAUGAUGCUCAGAAAGUUUAGAGACACCGUGAAACAUUUCUACCAAGUUUCUAAAACUUUUUUCCAGCUGCAUGACGGUACGCACUACACGCCAAGGUUGUAAAGCAGUCUAGACCUUCCACCGAAAUAUUUGUUCGGGCCGCUGCUUACUGUGCACCCCAUGAAUCCUUCUGAGAGAGUCUGUUCUUUGAGUCGCACGGUCAAAGUUAUAGCGGAGAGAAGGGCCGUAAAUGCGAAGGGAACAUUCGUUUCCUCAGGAGCGUCCGCUUGUAUACCCAUGCCCCGCUCUUCGCGUGUUUCUUUCUCAUUGGAGAAUAAUCCCGGUGCGUUGGGGCUAUUGAUAAAUCUAAGGAGAGGCGUUCGCGCCACAUAUAUGGACUGUCGCAACAGCCCCAUCAAGCGGAGUGGAACGGAGCGAAGCGGAGAGAAGCGAUUGUGUGGAAUAGGCACACAGGCAGGCAGGCAGGCAGGCAGGCAGACAGCAGACACAGCACGCCGGAUCCAACAUUUAGCGUACAUUUUCACGUAUAAGUAAUGUCGCUGCAUCGACAACAACGAGGGCAUGAGAAGAAAUCGAGCAGCUAGCAAGUCCCUAACCUCGACAAAGAAUCAUCGAUUAGAUCUCACAGACCGAAAAUUCCAGCUGAUUCCCCUCGAUUCACUUAUUUCGCGGGACAAGCAACUGAGGAAUCGAGAGGGAGACGAGCUUUGUCAUGGCAAUUCGACGAAAAUUUCGAAGAUCUCUUCGCGCGAUUUCAGAGAGAAAGAGAGAAAGAGUCAAGAGAGUAUCCGUUUAGUCGUUUCUGAUGAUGAGUAUCGACGAGACCCACACGACUCGACGAGUAUCGCGUAACUGCCACAUGAUUCGCGUACCGACAUUGCACCCGCCGAACGUGAUGCUACGCGAUGUAGCGCGUGGAACACGUGGGUCUCUCUCUCUUUCUCAUAUCUCUCUCUCUCUCUCUCUCUCUAUUUCUCUCUGUCUCUUCCCCUCGCCUUUCUCCUACCGCCCUCGCAACGCUGUACCCCUCGUGACAAUGUCGCGCUGCUCUGACGUGCGGACACGCGGUUGAAGAAGGAAGGCGGCCUACGAGCGAGCGAGCGAGAGAACGCGCGAGGGACGAGGCUUUAUCGCGGGCCAAUCCGAACGCUGUGACCUUGAGCCGCUUCAGAGAGAAAUAUAUAUUUAGCUCCGAACGCGCGGCGGAGCGUGUUCGGGCUCCCAACCUAGCGUUCCCUCGUUUUCUAGAGAGAGCGAGCGAGUGAGCGAGCGAGCAAGCGAGCCUUCGACUUCGUCCCGCGCGAUCGAUAUUUAUUUAUUUAUUUACUAUGAAGAGAGACUGGAGAUUAUAAACCGCGCGAGUUCUCGAGUUGUUCUAUGGAAAACUCUCUCUCUUCUAUAUUCUAGAAAUAUUUAAUCAUGAGAAUCGAACGUCUGCGACCGUGAUAAUCUCACGACACGCGGAAUAUUGAUGGUUUCGUUAUUGAUCCUUCUCGCACGCUUUCAGUUCACCGCUCUCGGCCUGCUGCAACUAUCGAUCUCUCUUUUUUUAGUUUGAUCUUCAACGCGACGAUAUUAUCAGAACGUGUGAAGUGACUCUUCGCGUCACCCAACUUUGUCUUCGUUGACACAGUUUAGUUUAAAAUUAAUUUUAUUAAGAAUUAUAUUUAGUGUAAUUAAAGUUAUACUAUGAAAUAUUUCGUGCUAAAUUUUCAAUGCCAAAUUUACGUGUCUUUCUAAUCUCAUAGUGUACCAAUUUAUUUUAUAUACUUAAUACAACUCUCUCUCUCUCUCUCUCUCUCUCUCUCUCU
Molecule: messenger RNA, 2350 nt
Organism: Odontomachus brunneus
Lineage: Eukaryota; Metazoa; Arthropoda; Insecta; Hymenoptera; Formicidae
Exons: 3
Coding region: 699-1073 (124 amino acids)
Source: RefSeq, a predicted model, not a curated record